AUGCUGGCAGCGGCCAUUACUGCCGUCGCCCUGCCAUCAGGCCCUUCGCCCACACCGACCUUGCCAGGAUCUUUGCCAGAACGUCAAGAUACAGCAACUUCCUCUGCAACAUCAUCUUCUCCGACAGGAGAUUUCAUUGCGACACAGCAUAUCACAAUUCCCGGUGUGACAAAUAGCUAUGUCACGGUCCCAGCAAAAACCAUUGACAUCGCCAUCCCAACAUGCGUCCAGACGAUUGAGCCCGACGCUAAUGGCUACAUCCCUUCCGGCGAAUGUGGUGCCAUCUGGAAUUACUAUCCCAGCUUCACAGCAGCGGCGGUGUUUGCGGCUCUCUUCGGCGUUCUGACCGUCGUCCACAUCUGGCAGGCCGCCAAGCACAAGAAGAGAUGGUGUUGGGUUAUCAUUAUGGCGAGCAUAUGGGAGACUCUGGCCUUUGUAUUUCGAGCGGCAAGCAGCAAAAACCAGCAAAGUAAUGGCAUCUAUCUCGUAUUUCAGAUCUUCAUCUUGCUUGCGCCUAUCUGGGUUAACGCCUUUGCAUACAUGACCUUGGGCCGUAUGAUCUAUUUCUUCCACCCCUCGCGCUCUCUCCUCCGCAUUCCAGCAGCAACAUUUGCGGCGAUCUUUGUUGCCCUUGACAUCGUAUCAUUUGCCGUCCAACUCACCGGAGGCAGCAUGGCAGGCCCGACGGCGCCUCCUGCGGAACAAAUGAAGGCAAUCCACAUCUAUAUGGGUGGCAUCGGACUGCAAGAGUUCUUCAUCCUGAUCUUUGUCGCCCUGGCAUUGAAGUCCCAGGUUGAAUUGAAAAGAAUGGACAAGCUUUCAGGGCAGGAGUCUCGAUCCUGGAAGCCGCUCUUAUGGGCACUCUACUUUUCCCUUGGCAUGAUCUCAGUGCGGAUCGUCUACCGCCUGAUCGAGUUCUCUUCGGGCCACGGGAUCGACAAUGUCUUGAUUACACACGAGGCUUACUUUUACGUCCUGGAAGCCCUGCCGAUGCUUCUGGCUAUAGCGGUCUUCAAUGUUGUGCACCCGUCCAUGGUCAUGAACGGUCCAGGGUCGGACAUGCCGGGGCUCUUUGCGAUCAUGAAGGGUGGGUUCUCUAGGAGAAACAGGAGGAUUCCCCUUGGACAGGAUCCGGAGGAACAAGAGCUUACUCGGAGGAGCCCGAAGCCAUGA
Colletotrichum godetiae is the source of this 1173-nucleotide messenger RNA. Its product is annotated as RTA1 domain-containing protein. The coding region runs from base 1 to 1173 and encodes 390 amino acids. The transcript is spliced from 3 exons. NCBI's taxonomy places the organism in Eukaryota, Fungi, Ascomycota, Sordariomycetes, Glomerellales, Glomerellaceae. Gene Ontology annotation, cellular component: membrane. The record is from RefSeq and is a predicted model, not a curated record.